Messenger RNA from Jaculus jaculus (lesser Egyptian jerboa), 1661 nucleotides. RefSeq names its product phosphatidylinositol glycan anchor biosynthesis class U (gene Pigu). Gene Ontology annotation, biological process: protein localization to cell surface; attachment of GPI anchor to protein. Gene Ontology annotation, cellular component: membrane; GPI-anchor transamidase complex. The record is from RefSeq and is a predicted model, not a curated record. Bases 41 to 1348 code for a protein of 435 amino acids. Lineage: Eukaryota; Metazoa; Chordata; Mammalia; Rodentia; Dipodidae. The transcript is spliced from 12 exons.
UGCCUUUUCCCUCCCCGCCUGCGCGGCCGCCUCAGUUAUCAUGGCGGCUCCCUUGGCCCUGGUGCUUGUGGUGGCCGUGACCGUGCGGGCGGCUUUGUUUCGUUCCAGUCUGGCCGAAUUCAUUUCCGAGCGGGUGGAGGUGGUGUCCCCAUUGAACUCUUGGAAGAGAGUCGUUGAAGGCCUUUCCCUGUUGGAUUUGGGAGUGUCUCCGUAUUCUGGAGCAGUGUUUCAUGAAACUCCGUUGAUAAUAUACCUCUUCCAUUUCCUAAUUGACUAUGCUGAAUUGGUAUUUAUGAUAACAGAUGCCCUCACUGCUGUUGCCCUGUAUUUUGCAAUCCAGGACUUCAAUAAAGUUGUGUUUAAAAAGCAGAAACUCCUCCUAGAACUGGACCAGUAUGCCCCAGAUGUGGCUGAACUCAUCCGAACCCCCAUGGAAAUGCGAUACAUUCCCCUGAAAGUGGCCCUGUUCUAUCUCCUAAAUCCCUACACGAUCUUGUCUUGUGUUGCCAAAUCUACCUGCGCCAUCAACAAUACCCUUAUUGCGCUCUUCAUCUUGACCACAAUAAAAGGCAGUGCUUUCCUCAGUGCUAUUUUUCUUGCCUUAGCAACAUACCAGUCUCUGUACCCAAUCACCUUGUUUGUCCCAGGACUCCUCUAUCUCCUUCAGCGGCAGUACAUACCUGUGAAAGUGAAAAGCAAAGCCUUCUGGAUCUUUUCUUGGGAGUAUGCCAUGAUGUAUGGAGGAAGCCUAGUGGUCAUCAUUUGCCUCUCCUUCUUCCUUCUCAGCUCCUGGGACUUCAUUCCUGCUGUUUAUGGUUUCAUACUUUCUGUUCCAGAUCUCACUCCAAAUAUUGGUCUUUUCUGGUACUUCUUCGCAGAAAUGUUUGAGCACUUCAGCCUCUUUUUUGUCUGCGUGUUUCAGAUCAAUGUCUUCUUUUACACCGUCCCCUUGGCCAUCAAGUUAAAGGAGCACCCCAUCUUCUUCAUGUUCAUCCAGAUUGCCAUCAUUUCCAUCUUCAAGUCCUAUCCAACAGUUGGGGAUGUGGCACUCUACAUGGCUUUCUUCCCUGUAUGGAACCAUCUCUACAGAUUCCUGCGGAACAUCUUUGUCCUCGCCUGCAUCAUCAUCAUCUGCUCCUUCCUCUUCCCAGUCCUGUGGCAUCUCUGGAUUUACGCGGGAAGUGCGAACUCUAAUUUCUUUUAUGCCAUCACACUGACCUUCAAUGUUGGACAGAUCCUGCUCAUCUCCGACUACUUCUAUGCCUUCCUGCGACGCGAGUACUACCUCACACACGGUCUCUAUUUGACGGCCAAGGACGGCACAGAAGCCAUGCUUGUGCUCAAGUAGCCCUGCAGGCACAGGGCUGCAAGAACUCAAAGGGUGAAGGGCCAGAAGCUGGGCCAGGUUCCCCAUCCACAGUUGCCAGCAGGCGAAUCCUCAGGCAGAAGAGGUUGAAGUUCAGUCACAGAUCUCUGGCACUAAAGGGGACCCUUUGCUGGCAACAAGCCCCUUGGGGAGCAGCUUGGAGCACCCCAUUUGUACUCCUCUACUUUGUGGUUCUUUACACCAUAGAGUCUUCUCCAAAAUGAAAGGGGGAAACAGCAGGUGAGAAGAGCUUGACAGUUUGUGACUACUUAAUAAAUGUUUUUUUUGUUAUGAA